CAGGGCCGGCGGGCGCGCUCCCCAGCCCUCGGCGCCGGAACCAUGUCGGGCAGGUCGGUCCGAGCCGAGACCCGGAGCCGCGCCAAGGAUGAUAUCAAGCGGGUCAUGGCGGCGAUCGAGAAAGUGCGCAAAUGGGAGAAGAAGUGGGUCACGGUUGGCGACACGUCCCUCCGAAUCUACAAGUGGGUCCCUGUGACGGAGCCGAAGGUUGAUGAUAAAAACAAGAAUAAGAAGAAAGGCAAGGACGAGAAGUGCGGCUCAGAGGUGACCACACCGGAGAACAGCUCCUCCCCAGGGAUGAUGGACAUGCACGAUGACAACAGCAACCAGAGCUCCAUAGCGGACGCCUCCCCCAUCAAACAGGAGCACAGCAGCAACUGCAGCCCUGCCCCGGAGCCCGGCGUGGCCCUGCCCAGCGACAGCAGUGAAGCCAAGGCUGAUGAAGUGCAGGCGGACGGCAAGGAGCACCCAGGGGCUGAAGAUGCUGCUGACGAGCAGAGCUCACAGUUGUCGGUGGAAAACUCCAGCGGUUCGGAGAAAGUGGAGCGGCAGCCGUCUGCAGAGUCGGGACUGGCCACGGAGUCGUCCACAACUUCUCAGGAGCUGGAAGGGGGGCCGCCCUCCAAGAAGCUGAAGCUGGAGGCCUCGCAGCAGAACCCCGAGGAGAUGUAGGCUCUAGCUUCGUCUCCGGCCGUGUGUCCUGGCGGGGGGCACCCGCAGGCUGCAUCCUGAACCCCGAGGCCCGGGCGGGACCCUCAGGUGCGGACAGAACCACUCAGUUUCCAGUUUACCAAGUCGAAUCCAAGGACACCCGAGCCCCUGCGUCACUUCUCAGACGCUGAAGACCUCUGCUGCGAAGCAAGACCCCUCGAACCUUGACGGGACCCCUCCUCGGGGAGGCGGACGACAGCUCAGGAGUCUGCACACUGUCCUGGGAGCCAAGAUGACAUUUGUGUUGCUGCUGUGUCCCCCCCACUCUGUCUCACAAAUAUAAGCUAUGGGAGGCUGGAGCCCUUCGGGAGCCCGCUUCCUGUCGGGGCUUGUCACUGUUCCACCGAUUCCUUCCGCUUUCUUUUUCUGUGCCUUGUGCCCUUGAGGUGACCUCCGGCAUGUCUCCUGGUUGUUUUGCGUCUCCCUUUGCAAAGUGCCCUCUCUCGGCGGUGGCUGCCAUCUGACCCGCCUCUCUCCUCCCUGCCCUGAGACUGCUUGGAGAGCCAGCAGGGUGCAGCUGUGGGGGGAGCCGGGCACCCCAGCCAACCUGGCCUCCUGCUCCAGGCCACAGCCCCUGCCCGCCCGGGCCUUGGGUGCCGGGUGUUCCUGGGACCCGCAAGCCCUUGGAUGUCUCUGGCACUUCUACACCCCUGUCCUCACUUAGGCCCCCCUCUUCCGUCCUCUGCCAUCUCCCGGGCCUCGAAGGACAAGACUGUGGCGACUUCAUCUCCUGAGACAGCAUCAGGGGUGAGGGCCGGGGAGGCCGGGAGCAGGUGGCAGGCCGAGCUGGUGCUGAACCCUCCCUGGGAUGCCGCUGGAUUCAGAUCCACGGGACCUAUCACCCCGGCACCCCGAGGGCGUGGGCAGGGAGCCCACUCCUGUCACGUGGUACUGACUCAGCCACAGCGUGGGGCUCAGUCCCAGGACGAGCCCUCGGUCUCAGCGGAGAGCGGCCUUGAUGAUUGGGCCUUAAAGGCCAGAAAAGCACCCAGGACUUGGGAAGCUUUGCACACCUUCCAGGAAGGAGGCCCCACAGAAGUGGCCCCUGACAGCAACUUCCCAUCUCCAUGGAGAUGAUGCAGGCACCCACCCUACGACAGUCAGUUUUGGGGCCUGGUUUGUUCUGAUGACUCUGGGACUCGCUCCUUAGACCCUAAAGCUUCUCCUAAGCUUUCUUUACUGCACUGGAGUUUUGGCUCCCUUUGAGUCACGUGUUCCUGGGGUGGGGGCUGUGGGUUUUGUUCUGUUUCUGUUUUGUUUUGGGGGCUAAAUUGGUGCAUAUUCAGGUACCACCUUCGCUGUGGGGCUCUUUCUCCCACCGCCUCGGGAAGUGUCUGCCAGAUUCCGUUUUCUAAGAGUUUCUGAGGGCGAAGCUCCUUUUUUUUUUUUUUUUUUUUUUAAAGGGAGCCUAUCUAUUUCCUGCACUUCAAAAAGAAUCAGAAAUGUUCCUGAAUUUCAAAUACCUCAUGCAAAAUGUCUCCUGAAAUAAGGGAAAAAAAAAAACUUUGAAAAUAUUAAUGUUGAAGUUAGCAAUGCUGAAAGAUUUCUGUCUUAAAAAAAAAAAAAAAAAAAACCCUCGUACUUCUCCAGCCUGCCCCUCAGGCAGCCAGUUCUGCUGAGCAUUGCAACCUGGGUCUCCUCUCAGCUGUGACCCACUGCAUGCGACCUGGCAACCGGUCUGAGGCUCUAGGCGGCUUGACCUCCAGAUCUCUCUUGGAGAUAGGAUGACGCCUUUCUUUGCAGCAAAACCAUUUCGAGGCAAGACAAAUUAAGAUAUUUCUCUAGGGAAAUGAGAGGUGACAUCUGAUGGAGAGUCCCACACACUAUCCACGGGGACAGCCGGCCAGCCAAGACCCCCCUGUGCCUGUCCGCACGGGCGAGGGGAGCUGGCGCAGCGGGGGAUGAUGGUGACGAAGUCCGAGGUCCCCAGGCUGUCCUUCGUUCUCUCUGAAGUGCCUGUAGGUAGGAAUGGGCCAGUGGUAGGGACCAGCCAGGCCCCGCCACAAACCACGGCCAGGCCAGGCAGAGCGCCGGCAGCCCCCUGCCGGCCAGAUGCCUUCCACACGGAUCGGUGACACUGCAGAAUCCAAUGUGCUUCCUUCUCAGCCACCCGCACCCCGCGCCCGUCCCACCGCAGAACCUGAGACCUGGCCGUGCCAGGGUGGAUCCUCGGGGACACCAGGCCCCAUGGCCUAAAGGGCUCCCAGGGCAAAUGUGAUCCCCAAGACGCCGAGGCGGGGAGGCUGUGGCUCCACAUUCCAGAGUGCUGGCACCAACCCUGGAACCCCGAGGCCGGGGACCGUUUCUCCUAGGGUGGUGACUGCCACCGGCAGGUGGUGUCAUGGUCAGAAUGUUCCUUAGCGCCGAGGACCUGCUUAGAGGGAUAAAGACCUUCUUUUCACUGUUACUUAAUGUUUUUUUUCCUCUUAUGAUUUUUUUGGUGUGUUGUACAGCAGUAUAAUUUUUCACUUAUUUAUUCCAUCAGUAGAUAUGGUUUGUACAAUGUACAAUGGUUCCAUUUCAGAGAAUAAAAUUCAAAUCAUGAGUA
Cavia porcellus (domestic guinea pig) is the source of this 3259-nucleotide messenger RNA. It is a transcript of the gene Bcl7a, whose product is annotated as BAF chromatin remodeling complex subunit BCL7A. The transcript is spliced from 6 exons. Lineage: Eukaryota; Metazoa; Chordata; Mammalia; Rodentia; Caviidae. The record is from RefSeq and is a predicted model, not a curated record. The coding region runs from base 43 to 672 and encodes 209 amino acids.